AUGAAAUAGAUUCCUAUUGUAUACUUUUAUCAAAAUGAACCAAAGACAUAAUUUAUGUUCUUUUUUUAAGGAGAGGAAGUACUAUAAUUAUUUAACUUUAUUGUAGCUAAUAGUAAAAAAUAUAUUACAGCAAUUUCCUUUUAAAAUUACAACACAUCAUAUUAGAUUUAAAAUAUUUGUUUAAGAUAUUGAACCAAAAACGUAAUCAAUUAAUUUAAUUAAUAGAUAUGCUUGGUUUGAUAUCUCUAAUCCUAAUGCUAAAGUACCAGUUGUUAAUGAUACUGUUUUUGUAAAAAUAUUAACUCUUUAACAUCUUUCAUAUAGUAGAAUAGCUAAAAAAAUGGUUGAAAGUUUGUUUUAAAAUUAAAAAGUUGGAGAUUUAAGGAUCUAACAAAAUCCUAUUUAAUAAUCAUAUUAAACUUAAAAAUAACAAUCUAAUUCAUCACCUAAAUUACAAUAGUAAUAAAAUUAAAAAUAAAUUUAACAACAAGGUGGUGAGAGAUAUAGCAAUAAGUAAUUGAGUAAUUUAUCAAAUGGGACUAGUCAAGGUGGUGAUCUUUUAGAAGCAUUUGAGAAAUUUGAUUACAAACCAAAUCCUCAUCAUACUUAAUCAUAACCAAUCAGCCAUACAGAUUUAGAUAUAAAUAAUACUAAUUUAAAUUAACCAAAACAAUUAUAAAAUGAUAAAGAUUCCUUACAGUUUUUAGGAUUUAAUCCUCAAUCACAAUAACCAUAAGCAAAAUAGGGCGAAAAUUUAUUUGAAUUCUAGACAAAUAUAGAUAAAUAACCUAUUGUUUAAAAUGAGUAAUCUCAAAGAGAGGAUCUAUUUUAAUUUGAUAUUCCAAAACAAUCAAUAUAAUAAUAAUAAUAAUAUGAAGGGCUUACAGAUAAAUAAAUUGUGGAUUUGAGAGUAGAAUAAGCAGCUGAGGGUCUAUAAAAGAUUUGGUAGGAGGAAGAAGAUUAUAAUGUUUUGAGAUAACAAGCAAAAGAUGAAAUAGAACCAAAAAUAUUAAAUUGGGCUUAUAAAAAUAAUGUAAGAAAUAAUUUAAGAUUGCUUCUUUCAACAUUGAAUGAUGUUUUAUGGGAAGGAACAGAUUGGUAAUGUUCAAUAGGAGAUUUAAUGACUGAUGAUAAAAUGAAGGUAUUUAAUAUAUCUAAUUUAUUAGCUAAAAUAUCGUUAAGCAUUAUUGAUUGUUCAUCCUGAUAAAAAUAAUAAAUCUCCUCCUGUUUAAAGAUAUAUUGCUGAAAGAGUAUUUUAUGAACUUAAUUAAGCUUGGAAAAACAAAAGUUGA
Messenger RNA from Paramecium primaurelia, 1292 nucleotides. The record is from the annotation of a GenBank genome assembly. NCBI's taxonomy places the organism in Eukaryota, Ciliophora, Oligohymenophorea, Peniculida, Parameciidae.